Dioscorea cayenensis subsp. rotundata (Guinea yam) is the source of this 541-nucleotide messenger RNA. RefSeq names its product 60S ribosomal protein L37a-1-like. The record is from RefSeq and is a predicted model, not a curated record. Gene Ontology annotation, biological process: translation. The transcript is spliced from 5 exons. NCBI's taxonomy places the organism in Eukaryota, Viridiplantae, Streptophyta, Magnoliopsida, Dioscoreales, Dioscoreaceae. Gene Ontology annotation, molecular function: structural constituent of ribosome. Gene Ontology annotation, cellular component: ribosome. The coding region runs from base 108 to 386 and encodes 92 amino acids.
CUGGGACAAAGUUUAAAAUAAGCAACCUCGAAGCCAUGACUUGCUUCUCUUCCUCUCGCUUCCUUCACUAGCCUUCCCCAUUACUGUGCUUCAUCCUCCUCCUCGCCAUGACGAAGCGAACUAAGAAGGCCGGAAUUGUUGGCAAAUAUGGCACACGAUAUGGUGCCAGUUUGCGGAAGCAAAUCAAGAAAAUGGAAGUAUCACAACAUGCCAAGUAUUUCUGUGAGUUCUGCGGGAAGUAUGCUGUGAAGAGAAAAGCAGUUGGAAUCUGGGGAUGCAAAGACUGUGGAAAGGUGAAGGCUGGGGGUGCUUACACCCUAAACACUGCUAGUGCUGUUACCGUGAGGAGCACGAUUAGGAGGUUGAGAGAUCAGACCGAAGCGUAAACUGAUGAAGGCAUCAUCAGCCAAAUCUAUUUCCCUUGAAAUUAAGAUUUUUGUUUCAUGUUAUUUAGUUCACUGGUUUUUGUUUAGACUUUUGCAUUCUGACAAUCAGCUUAAUUGAUUUGUGACAAAUUGAAUUCCUGUGUGAUUUUGGAACA